AAAAUUUAUAAUAAUUGCUUUGUUUAUGGUAGUUGGAUAAAAUAACAUCUGCCAUUGUGGAAUAUAUAAAUACACAGGUCAAGUUCAGUCUAUUACCCACUCAGAAUAAAAUCUAGCGAAGAAAAUCGGAUACAGGAAAGCAGAAUACAAUGGGAGGGUAUAAGAUUGUCGUUGCUGUGUUCAGUUUUGCAUACAUCGUACUCUUGUCAGCGAAUCAUGGUUCUGGUCUUUCGAUUGGGAAUCCAGUGGUUUGUCCUCCUGUUAGAUGCGUUUCUUUAUCUUGCGGUGUGAAAAACGCCUCCGACUGCCACACCGGCGAGCAGUACGUACCUGUACAUAGCAGAGGAUGGUGCGGCUGCUGCUAUGCAAACUGCUGUGGUGCUUGCGUUCAAACUGUCGCUGUUACCGAUAUUUUCAAUACGCUGGGUUAUUACGUUCGCAUGUAUGGACCGUCUUCUGGUGCACAAAAUCUCACUUGUCACUUCACUACAUGUUUCGGCAUUACUGUGCCAUCCUCAGGUAUUGGAGACAACUGCUCAGCGAGUUACGACGGUUAUAACGGACAUUACAAAGUGUGUCCCGGUGGCUUGGAGUGCAGCCAUGAUUCAAACAAGUGUGUAAGGACCAUCUCCACUACAACGAUACUCCCGUAAGGACGCGUAUUUUAGUGAGCUGCUGUACUGAAUGUAACACUGUAAUAAAACAUUGAAGAUACUGGUACUAGUGCCA
Molecule: messenger RNA, 729 nt
Organism: Cryptotermes secundus
Lineage: Eukaryota; Metazoa; Arthropoda; Insecta; Blattodea; Kalotermitidae
Exons: 4
Coding region: 150-653 (167 amino acids)
Source: RefSeq, a predicted model, not a curated record